Molecule: messenger RNA, 1044 nt
Organism: Dendrobium catenatum
Lineage: Eukaryota; Viridiplantae; Streptophyta; Magnoliopsida; Asparagales; Orchidaceae
Product: CASP-like protein 2A1
Exons: 3
Coding region: 99-698 (199 amino acids)
Source: RefSeq, a predicted model, not a curated record
UGCCCCCCAUCUCAUUCAAUGUUAAAUAUCUACAAUUUUCCUUCAGCUCGAUCGGCAGACCAAGAGCGAGCGCCUCAGCUAUCAAUUGAUCGGCCACGAUGAUGAAGACGGCGGCGGCGCUUCCGGUAUCGAAGCAAGAAAAAGAGGUGGCGGACGCGAUCGAAAGUGGCCUGAGCGGUGUACGGACCGCGGAAACGCUGCUGCGCGUUGUGCCGAUGGGGUUCUGCCUCGCCGCACUAAUCCUCACCAUCAAGAACUCCGUAGACAACGAUUUUGGCUCCGUCUCCUAUUCUGAUCUCGGAUCCUUCAAGUAUUUGGUGUACAUGAACGGGCUGUGCGCUGGCUACUCCAUCUUCUCAGCUUUCUACACCGCUAUCCCCCGCCCCCUUUCCAUGUCUCGCGCUUGGACUAUCUUCUUCCUCGAUCAGGUGGUAACAUACGCGAUACUGGCAGCGGGUGCGGCGGCGGCGGAGAUAGUGUACCUGGCUUACGAGGGAGACGAGCAAGUGACAUGGAGCAGGGUUUGUGGUGUAUUCGGUGGAUUUUGCCGGAAGGCGAAGGCGUCGGUGGUGAUAACCUUCGGGGCGGUGGCCUGCUACGUUCUGCUUUCUCUCAUCUCUUCCUAUAGGCUCUUCAGUGCCUACCACGCGCCCGUUUCCACCUUCGCAGCUACAGUAGAAGAUAACGAAGCCAAUUAAUGUCAGUAGCUAUUGUUAAAAGCCAUUGUAAAAGUACGUUCGGAAUUGCUCUACGUUCUUAUUUACGUACUCUUGUUGAUUUUGGUGAUAAUACUGUAAGAAAAGGCGAAUUUUUCGUCCGGACACCCAAUCCAGAUGCGCAUGUUAUCCGUAUACACUGGAUCCCGAUGUAUUUUGAUGAUAUGACGCAUUUGGAUUGAUUUCCGUACAAUUCCGGACACCGGACGUAAUAAUUUGCCGUAAGAAAAAAUAAAGCUAAUAUCAAUAUUUACAUCCCAAGAAGUUGUAGCCAUCACUGCCUAGUUUAAGAAAUUUUAUUUGGUUUCAGAACUUAUAUUUGGUGGCA